AACUACAGACCUUAGAUAUCAGACCUACCCCCCAGACGUCUCUCUGUAAUGGGUACCGCCAAGGCACUGCGGGCAGCCCAAGCGGCGGGUUCACCCCACCACAGAUACUCUGCAGCUUCAUCAUCGGUGGUCCUGUCUGCCGCCGGCACCUUCCUCUAUUGGCUCAGCUUGCUGUCAAUCAUGCGGUUGCCGACGGCAUCGGCGGACUGCUGGCUGAUCGAGGGGGAGAAGGGCUUUGUGUGGCUGGCCAUCUGCAGUAUGAACCAGCCCCCCUACGAGGCCAUUCCCCCGCACAUUAACAGCACCAUUGUGGAUCUGAGGCUGAACGAGAACAAGAUCCGGUCGGUCCACUACUCCUCUCUGAGCCGCUUUGGGAACCUAACCUACCUGAACCUGACCAAGAACGACAUCAGCUAUGUGGAGGACGGAGCAUUCUCGGCACAAUUCAACCUGCAGGUCCUCCAGAUGGGCUUUAACAAGUUGAGGAAUCUGACGGAGGGGAUGCUACGUGGCCUGGGGAAGCUGCAGUACCUCUACCUGCAGGCCAACCUCAUCGAGAGCGUCAGCCCAAACACCUUCUGGGAGUGUGUCAACAUAGAGAACAUAGACCUCUCCAUGAAUAGGCUCCAGGUGCUGGAUGGCAGUUUGUUCUCGGGGCUCAGCAAGCUGACAACGUGUGAACUGUACACAAACCCCUUCAACUGCUCCUGUGAGCUGCUGGGCUUCCUUCGCUGGCUCUCCAACUUCCCCAACCGGACCAACGAGAGGAUGGUGUGCGACUCCCCGGCGGGCUUCGCCGGCUACAACCUCCUCAGCCAGAACCCCCGCAUGCCUGCCUACCGAAACUCUCUGCACAUGCUCAGUAUCGUCUGCACGGACAUCGACAGCAGCGUUACCCCUGACUUUGUGAUCGACCAGUCCGACAGCAGUACCAUGUCCCCUGACAUCUUGACGCCGUGCGGAUUGGAGGACUGCUACUCGGGCACCCCUCCGGACGACACCAUCAGCCUGAGCCCCGUCCUGACCGAGUCCAACCCCGUCAUGAUACUCAAGCAGAUCUUGCCUUUAGGCGCCGUGAUCACAGUGCGAAUCCCCCACCCCUACCGGAAGAUGUACCUCCUGGUGCUGUACAACAACAGCUUCUUCACGGACAUCCGCACACUGAAGAGCCAGAGGGAGGACAUCGAACUGAAGAACCUGAAGCCCCACACGGACUACACGUACUGCGUGGCGUCCAUACGGAACUCGCUGCGCGUCAACCACACCUGCCUGACCAUCCCCAUCGGACGACGGAUCGACCCCACCAGCCGAGCCAACCAGUCGUCGGCCACCCACUACAUCAUGACCAUCCUGGGCUGCCUGUUCGGCAUGCUGCUCUUCCUGGGCCUGGUGGUGCACUGUCUGAGGAAGAAGAGGAUGAUGGAGGCCAAGGAGAGGAAGAUGAACAGGAUACAAAGGACCCUGAUCGAGCUCAAAUACGGCGGAGGUGGGGAUAUAGAAGGAGGGGGCGGAGGAGGGGGUCUUUCCCAGAAGCAGAUGCUGGCGGGUGAGAGUCUCUCCAGGAUGCCUUACAUGCCCAAGGGAGGGGAGAUAGAUCCGUACAAGCUGCAGGAGGUGACCGAGACGCCGGUGCACAAGCCCACCAAGCUCAAUUAUAUGGAGGUCAGGGGGUCUGGUGUGGAGCGGGAGAGGGAGAGGGAGCGGGAGAGGGAGAGAGAGCGGGAGAGAGAGCGAGAGAGAGACUCGCCGCAGGAAAACCCCCAGGGCUCCGUCGCCGAGAUCUCCACCAUCGCCAAAGAGGUGGACAAAGUGAACCAGAUCAUCAACAACUGCAUCGACGCCCUCAAGUCCGACUCCAGCCCCUACCAGCAGGCCAUGAAGUCCCCCUCCACGGCGGGGGGGGGCUCCGUCUCCAACGCCGAGCCCCAGCUGGUGCUGCUCUCAGAGCAGGGGGCGGAGAGGGGGGAGCGCGGCGGCGGCGGCGGCGGCGGCGGGGAGUUCCUCUCCCCGGUCUACAAAGGGGGGAGAGGCGGUAAGGGAGAGGAGAGAGGCCGGGGCUACCACCAGUCGCUGCAGCGCCACCACAGCAUGGAGGCCCCGGCCCCCUCCAAGCGGCCCAGCACCUCCUCCUCCCCGGGCUCCGCCCGCAGCCCGCGCUCCUUCCGCUCCGAGGGCGGCUACCACUCCUCCGAGACGCGCUACAUCGAGAGGACCUCGCCCGGGGAGCGCGGGGGGGACGGCGGCCGCACAGUGAUCCCGGCGGCGGCCAUCCUCCGGGCCGAGGCCCAGCGGAUCCGCCAGUACAACGAGCACCGCCACUCCUACCCCGGGUCCCAGCAGCACCUCCAGGAGCCGCAGCACCACCCGCAGGUCAUGCAGGAGCUGCACCACCACACGGGGGGGCGGAACCCCGCCGUCCUGGACCCCCUCAGCCUCAGCAGGCAGGCCAAGCAUCGGGAUCAGCUGGCCUACGCCCAGCUGUCCCCCCACUACCCGCUCUCGCCCCAGUACCACAACCUCAGCUACUGCUCCAGCCCCGAGGAAGACGAGGAGGAGGACGAGGGGCUCCUGUGCACCCCCACCCUGGGACUGUGGGAGCGCUUCAAGCUGCACCGCAAGAGGCACCGGCAGGCCUCCAUGGAGGAGGAGGGCUAUGUGGCGGCGGGACACGCGCUGAGGCGGAAGGUGCAGUUCGCCAAGGACGAGGACCUGCACGACAUACUGGACUACUGGAAGGGUGUGUCCGCGCAGCAGAAAGCCUGA
This is a messenger RNA of Gadus chalcogrammus (walleye pollock), 2763 nucleotides long. Its product is annotated as protein ELFN1-like. The transcript has 5 exons. Gene Ontology annotation, molecular function: protein binding. The record is from RefSeq and is a predicted model, not a curated record. The coding region runs from base 49 to 2763 and encodes 904 amino acids. Gene Ontology annotation, cellular component: plasma membrane. Lineage: Eukaryota; Metazoa; Chordata; Actinopteri; Gadiformes; Gadidae.